Molecule: messenger RNA, 897 nt
Organism: Prorocentrum cordatum
Lineage: Eukaryota; Dinophyceae; Prorocentrales; Prorocentraceae
Source: the annotation of a GenBank genome assembly
AUGGUUGCGCACCGCCUCGCGUGGUUCUUUCAAAUUGUUGCAAGGUCCACCGGCGCUCUCCAGAGCAGCUCCACCUUCGCCGUCUCCGAGGCACUGGCCUCGGGUUCGUCGACGCCAGCUCCGACACGGUCGCCGUUCACGUUCCCCGCCGUCUCGUUCGACGCGCGAGGUGCAUGCUGCGGUCACUGGAGCUGCGCGACUGCCGCAACCAGGAGGCAGGCUGUCCACAUCACUACGCGCGUGACGCUGCUCUUCAUGCAGGGCUCGCUGAAGGUGAUCUUCGGGGUGCCCUUCGUGCCCACCGAGCUGCUAACCGUGCAAAGCAUCAUUGGGCAGGGCGCUGUUCGGCGCAUGGUGGAGAAAUUCGUAAGCUGUACCUGGCCGAUCUCCUCCCUCUUCCAGAUGGUUGGGACACGGCUUCGACUGCUUCGGGUUGUUCCUCUUCGUCGUAUGCGCCUUCACUUGGCUUUCCGCCCUCGGCCUGGCUGCAUCCUGGAAGUGUGGCCCCACGUGCGGAGGGCAGGGAACCUCGUCUACCUGAUCGGCUUCCUGUUCCUCCUGCUGCUGGCCUCCGCCCUCUUCAUGCCGAGGAGGGAGGUGCUGCUCGUGAUAAAGAUCCUGUUCUUUGCCAUUCUGGUGAUUUACGUUCGCUCGCAGGGUGUGAUCGUGCAGAUCAAGCUUGUGGCUAUUCUGUUCAUCGUCCUGAGCGUGCUGAUCGUGGAGCCGCGGCGGGACAAGAGGAUCCAGUUCCUGCAGUACCUGCUCCUGAUCGUGGUGAAGGGUCUCUGGGCCGCCGGUGGUGGUUUGCGCGCCAGUGCAUCGCUAGCAAAUGGCUGGCUGACGCAGCUACUGGAUCCUCGUCAUCAACACACCCGGCCCCUGGAGAACGCCCUCUGA